UCUUAUCCAGUUACGGGCUGCUCCAGGAGCAAGAGCCCGGUUGUUUCAUCGGGUUUGCUUCGGCGCACCGCUAAAUCUAUAUGCAGUCUUGUCGGUAAUUGUAUCUGAUGCCCUUGUGAAGCCCACUUUAGACAAAAUGGCUAAAAAAGCGGCUCCUCGAUAUGCUAUGGCUGUUGGCCUUAACAAAGGCCACCGUGUCACAAAGAACAAGAGGAAACCCAGACCAAGUUCAAGGAAGGGGAAAAACACCAAACAUAAUAAAUUCAUCCGAGAUAUUGUUAGAGAAGUGAUGGGAUUUGCCCCUUAUGAAAAGCGUACUAUUGAAUUGUUGAAGGUCUCCAAGGAUAAGAGAGCUCUUAAAUUCCUGAAAAAGAGGCUGGGUACGCACAUCCGUGCCAAGAGGAAGCGUGAGGAAAUGCAACGUGUCAUGGGACAACAGAGAAAGGCUGCUGCUGCCGCCGCUGCUGCAGCUGCUGCUGCAUCAUCCCACAAGUAAAAAACUUGUUUAAUAAAGAAAAAAAUCAA
Macrobrachium nipponense is the source of this 525-nucleotide messenger RNA. RefSeq names its product large ribosomal subunit protein eL36-like (gene RpL36). NCBI's taxonomy places the organism in Eukaryota, Metazoa, Arthropoda, Malacostraca, Decapoda, Palaemonidae. Gene Ontology annotation, cellular component: cytosolic large ribosomal subunit; ribosome. Bases 137 to 496 code for a protein of 119 amino acids. The record is from RefSeq and is a predicted model, not a curated record. The transcript is spliced from 4 exons. Gene Ontology annotation, biological process: cytoplasmic translation. Gene Ontology annotation, molecular function: structural constituent of ribosome.